GGAAUAUAAAGCGGGGCCGCCGCGUACGGCGUACCUAGCCUGCGCUGCGCGUUCCGUAAACGGAAGGGUGAGGGUGGUAAUUACAUUCCAGUCCUCCCACGCCGGCCGAUCCGAGGCCAAAGGGAGGGAGGAGACCCCUUUCCCUCUCGCCGCCGCACGAUGGUCGACACCAGGCGGAGCUCCGCGGCCAAGCGCCGGGGCCCGUCCGAGGACUCCUCCCCGUCGCCGCCGACGACGCAGGCGGACCCGACGACGGCGGGCUUGCCGGUGGAGCCCGCGUCGCCCCCGCCGUCGUCCGGGAGCCGAUCGGGCAAGCGCGCCAAGGUCGCGGUUGCGCGGGCGGAGGACCCCGGUGCGCCGCGCGGCAAGGCGGUGGACCCCGCCGCGGUCGACGUGCUCGACAGCUCCGUGGCGAACCUGCAGGGCGUGGCGAGGCCGCCGGCCGCCAACGUGGCCGCGUCCUCCGCCGUGUCCAAUUCCGUAGGGAGGAGGAAGAGGAAUCAGUCUGUGAGGGCGAUCCCGACGGGCGAGGGGACGCUCUGGAAGCCGAGGCCCGCCGGUGGCCGCGCUGAGGCCUGGGGCAGAUUGAUUUCCCAGUCUUCCGAGUAUCCCUCAAUUCCAAUUUAUACUACUCAUUUCACUAUUGGCAAUGGCGGAAAGUGUGACUUGAAACUCACUGAGACAUCUCCUGGGCCACUUAUUUGCAAACUGAAGCAUGUUAAGAGGGGUGCUGCCCUUGAGAUCUACAUGAACAAAGUUGUCCAUGUCAAUGGGAAGGCCUUGGACAAAGCUGCUAAAGUCACCUUGAUCGGUGGUGAUGAAGUCAUGUUUGUUUCUCUUGGGACACAUGCUUAUAUAUUUCAGCAACUUCUAGAGGAAAAAGCAAGCACACCAUCUUUGUGUUCAAAAUGUGUCAUUCAACAAGAACAAUAUCCAGUUGUCAAAGAUAAGGAGAUAGUCAGCAGUUUAUGUAAGACUGUGGGGGAGCAAAGCUACCACCCUUCUGAGGAAAAUAUGACAUUUGGUCGACACCAACUUUUGAAGGAUGAUUUGAAGAAAGCAGCUAUAAGUGCAAGUGAUAUAUCAGAAUCAUUUGAUAAUUUUCCAUAUUAUCUUAGUGAAAAUACCAAAAAUGUUCUUUUGUCAUCAUCGUAUGUAAAUCUAUGCUGCAAGGAAUCCACUAAGUGGACAAAGGAUAUAUCUUCUCUUUGUAAAAGGGUACUAUUAUCUGGCCCACCAGGGUCUGAGAUCUACCAAGAAUUACUGGUUAAGGCACUUACCAAAUCCUUUGGUGCUAAGCUGCUUGUCAUAGAUUAUUCGCUGCUGUCUGGUGGGCAGCCUUCAAAGUCAAAGGAAUCAAAACCAUACAAAAAAGGUGAUAGGGUGAGGUACAUUGGUCCUAUUCAAUCAUCAGGGUUUAUGUUUGAGGGACAGAGAGCUCCUGAUUAUGGUUCACAGGGUGAAGUGAGGCUUACUUUUGCGGAAAAUGGAUCCUCAAAAGUUGGAGUCAGAUUUGAUAAACAGAUCCCCGGGGGCAUUGAUCUUGGAGGCAGUUGUGAGCUUGAUCAUGGCCUAUUCUGUUCAGUUGAUUCUCUAUGCCUCGAUGGUCCAGGAUGGGAAGAUAGAGCCAAACAUUCAUUUGAUGUUGUGUUUGAGUUUGCCUCUGAAGAAAGUCAACAGGUGCCUGUAAUCCUAUUUCUGAAGGAUGUUGAGAAAAUAUGUGGAAAUAAUUACACCUACCAUGGUCUAAAGAAUAAGCUUGAAAGUUUCCCAGCUGGAGUUUUUAUUGUUGGGUCCCAGAUUCAGACAGAUGCUCGGAAAGAUAAGUCAAACAAUGGGUCUCCUUGGCUCAAGUUCUCAUAUAGCCAAGCAGCAAUACUUGACCUUGCAUUUCAGGAUAGCUUUGGUCGGGCGGGUGAAAAAAAUAAAGAAGCACUCAAGAUGUCAAAGCAUAUAACUAAACUUUUCCCAAAUAAAGUGACAAUUGAAUCACCUGAGGAUGAAACGGAACUCUCCCAGUGGAAACAGCUAUUGGGUCGUGACAUUGAAAUUCUUAAGGCAAAGGCUAAUUUUUUGAAAAUACAAUCUUUUCUAACCCGCCAUGGUAUGGAAUGUACUGAUUUAGAAUCAGUGGUUUGUGUUAAAGAUCGUAAUCUGACAAGCGAAUGUGUCGAUAAAAUAGUUGGUUAUGCUUUGAGUUAUCAACUCAAGGAUCACCCUAUUCAAACUCCUGGAAAGGAUGCGAGAGUUGUCCUUUCCGGUGUAAGCCUUAAGUAUGGAAUUGAUUUGUUGGAAAGUAUCCAAAGUGGCCCUAAGAAGAAGAGCACAAAGAAGUCACUCAAGGAUGUUGUCACAGAGAAUGAAUUUGAAAAACGUCUUCUUCCAGAUGUCAUCCCUCCAGAUGAGAUUGGUGUUACCUUUGAGGAUAUUGGAGCAUUAGAAAAUGUCAAGGAAACUUUGCAGGAGUUAGUUAUGCUUCCUUUGCAAAGGCCUGAGUUGUUCUCCAAAGGACAACUUAUGAAGCCAUGUAAAGGGAUAUUGCUUUUUGGUCCACCUGGCACCGGUAAGACCAUGCUUGCCAAAGCUGUUGCAACAGAGGCUGGUGCUAAUUUUAUCAACAUAUCAAUGUCAAGCAUUGCUUCAAAGUGGUUUGGAGAGGGAGAAAAAUAUGUGAAAGCUGUUUUUUCACUUGCAAGCAAAAUUUCUCCUAGUGUUAUUUUCGUGGAUGAGGUUGAUGGCAUGCUGGGUAGACGUGAGAAUCCAGGGGAACAUGAGGCCAUGCGCAAGAUGAAAAAUGAGUUUAUGGUGAACUGGGAUGGUCUUAGGACAAAAGACAAAGAACGUGUUCUGGUACUUGCUGCCACUAAUAGGCCAUUUGAUCUUGACGAGGCUGUUGUCAGGAGGCUCCCCAGGAGGUUGAUGGUUAACUUGCCAGAUGCACCCAACAGAAAGAAGAUUCUUAGCGUGAUACUAGCAAAAGAAGAUUUGGCAGAUGAUGUAGAUCUGGAGGCGUUAGCAAACCUGACAGAUGGGUAUUCAGGCAGUGAUCUGAAGAACCUGUGUAUAACUGCAGCACAUCGUCCCAUAAGGGAAAUUCUUGAAAGAGAGAAGAAGGAGAGAACCUUAGCUGAAGCAGAAAAUAGGCCAGCCCCACCUCAGUGCUGUAGCGGCGACGUUCGCUCCCUAAAGUUUAGUGAUUUCAAGCACGCACAUGAGCAGGUUUGUGCGAGUAUAUCAUCGGAUUCAAAAAAUAUGAAUGAGCUCGUUCAAUGGAACGACCUCUACGGAGAAGGCGGGUCGAGGCACAAGACACCGUUGAGCUACUUUAUGUAGCCUAACGUUUUUUUAGAUGAUUUGUACAUACAGAAGCAGCCUUUGUAUAGGUGUGUUUCCAGUUAAUUUUGCUGGAAACAUUUAUUCAUGUCGGGUUUCGUUUCUAUAAUCAUAUCAGCUUGUGUCUGCAUCUAGUGUAGCCUGAGCUUCUGAUUAGUUAUUAAUUUAUUUCAGUCCGUUGGAUCUUGCGUCCUGGUAUAGUCUGUGAAAGGUCUCGACGGAGAUUCAUUUGGAUUUAUUUAAUAGUCUGGAUGAUAUGGUAA
Zea mays is the source of this 3596-nucleotide messenger RNA. Its product is annotated as AAA-type ATPase family protein. The transcript has 28 exons. The record is from RefSeq and is a predicted model, not a curated record. Gene Ontology annotation, molecular function: ATP hydrolysis activity; ATP binding. Lineage: Eukaryota; Viridiplantae; Streptophyta; Magnoliopsida; Poales; Poaceae. The coding region runs from base 160 to 3333 and encodes 1057 amino acids. Gene Ontology annotation, cellular component: mitochondrial outer membrane.